Molecule: messenger RNA, 714 nt
Organism: Trichoderma breve
Lineage: Eukaryota; Fungi; Ascomycota; Sordariomycetes; Hypocreales; Hypocreaceae
Exons: 1
Coding region: 1-714 (237 amino acids)
Source: RefSeq, a predicted model, not a curated record
AUGAAGUUCAGCUCAUCUCUCGUCGUUUUGUCUCUCUCUGCUCUCAGCCUGGCAGCACCCACGCCUACUGAGUGCAGCGCAGUUACUGCUGCCGAUGGAACUGUUACCAAGCGUUACAACAUCCCUUGGACUAAGAAUUACGGAGAGUACGAUGAGAAGCGCGACCUCGAGGAGCGCACUGAGUGCAGCGCAGUAACCGAAGCCGACGGUACUGUCACUAAGCGUUGCAACAUCCCUUGGACCAAGAACUACGGAGAGUAUGACGAGAAGCGUGAUGUUAAGGAGCGCACCGAAUGCAGCGUAGUUACUGCCGCUGACGGAACUGUCACCAAGCGCUGCAACAUCCCAUGGACUAAGAACUAUGGCGAGUACGAUGAGAAGCGUGACGUCAAGGAGCGCACCGAAUGCAGCGUCGUUACUGCUGCUGAUGGAACCGUCACCAAGCGUUGCAACAUCCCUUGGACCAAGAACUAUGGCGAGUAUGACGAGAAGCGUGACGUCGAGAAGCGCACCGAGUGCAGUGCAGUUACCGAAGCCGACGGAACUGUCACUAAGCGUUGUAACAUCCCUUGGACCAAGAACUACGGCGAAUACGACGAGAAGCGUGAUGUUAAGGAGCGUACUGAGUGCAGUGCCGUCACUGAAGCCGACGGAACUGUUACCAAGCGCUGCAACAUCCCUUGGACUAAGAACUACGGCGAGUACGACCAGUAA